Messenger RNA from Purpureocillium takamizusanense, 1202 nucleotides. RefSeq lists its product as uncharacterized. The record is from RefSeq and is a predicted model, not a curated record. Gene Ontology annotation, cellular component: mitochondrion. Gene Ontology annotation, molecular function: ATP-dependent FeS chaperone activity; 4 iron, 4 sulfur cluster binding; ATP binding. Bases 223 to 1113 code for a protein of 296 amino acids. Gene Ontology annotation, biological process: iron-sulfur cluster assembly; mitochondrial respiratory chain complex I assembly. The transcript has 5 exons. Lineage: Eukaryota; Fungi; Ascomycota; Sordariomycetes; Hypocreales; Ophiocordycipitaceae.
CACUACUACAGCAUCAUCAAACAAAAAGACAGACGGGGCGCCAUCGCUACUGAAACGAGUCACCAGUGACUUUAACGCGAGACUUCACAAGUCUGAGCUGCAUCUAGAAAAGAAUCUGGUCAUUGAUGCGAGAUACAUACUAUUAGCCUUGACGAUAGCAUCUCUCCAGUGCACUGUGUCUCAGCAAGCUGUGGUCACAGUCCUGGCGGACUUGCACAUGCAAUGCGGACGACGUCGAGGCUUUUCUUCCAAGCGCUACGACCGCUCCAUCAUGAGAAUCCGCUGGGUCUCCCUCGAUCUGGCACGCCGCCGACCUGGCAAAAACGCCCCCAGAAACGAAAGAUCACCGGCGUAGAAAAGGUCAUAGCCGUCUCAUCAGCCAAAGGCGGCGUUGGAAAGAGCACUGUCGCAGCAAACCUAUCGCUCUCCUUCGCCAGGUUGGGCUUCAGGGCUGGCAUCCUGGAUACUGAUAUCUUCGGGCCGUCAAUACCGACACUGUUCAAUUUGUCGGGGGAACCUAGGCUAUCGAGCAAUAAUCAGCUCGUACCACUGACGAAUUACGGAGUCAAGACAAUGUCUAUGGGCUACUUGGUGGGGGAGAAUGCUCCUGUGGUCUGGCGAGGGCCGAUGGUUAUGAAGGCAAUACAACAACUCCUUCAUGAAGUUGAUUGGGGUGGCCUCGAUAUUCUUGUCCUUGACCUACCUCCCGGAACCGGAGAUACGCAGUUGACGAUAACACAGCAAGUCAUUUUGGAUGGUUCGGUAAUCGUCACAACGCCGCAUACUCUCGCAACAAAGGAUGCUGUUAAGGGCAUCAAUAUGUUCAAAGCAGUCGAUGUCGGCAUCCUCGGUCUCGUACAGAACAUGUCACUCUUCAAAUGUCCCCAUUGUCACGGGGUCACGAAUGUGUUUGGCACCAACGAAAGGGUCAAGCGUCUGUGCACGGAACACGACAUUGAUUUUCUGGGAGACAUUCCUCUGCACCCCAGUAUCGGCGAUGAUGGGGAGCGAGGUAAACCGACUGUCGUGUCAGAACCAAGCAGUGACAGGGCAACGUCGUUCACAGACAUUGCCAGGGCAAUCUGCCCCAAGGUCGGUCUUCAACCUAGUUAAUCUCAUUGCCGCCGCGAGCUCUAGCCGCACCAGAGGAAACGUAGUCUCGUGAACGUAGUCAAAAUAUGAGAUUCUAGCUUCACACGUAG